GACUUUUUGUUUGACCUUCAACAAAAAUUCUGUCAAAAUUCUCGUAUUUCGUAUUUAGAUGGUGUUCCGUGGUUUUGUAAGAACUAAAUUUCACUCGAAGUAUAAACAAAUAUUGGUUUUAAGCCUUAACAGUGUGCAAAGCAGAUUAAAAACUUGUGCCUGUCCAAAAAUGUCGAAGACUGCACUAGUAAUUUUGGCAAAGGGUGCCGAGGAGAUGGAGACUGUCAUCACUGCUGAUGUGUUGAGGCGGGGAGGAGUAACAGUGACCAUAGCUGGUCUAGAUGGCGCUGACCCCGUAUUGUGUUCUAGGGAGAUCACUAUUGUACCGGACAAGGCUCUCGAUGCAGCUUUGGCUGAGAAUCCCAUUUAUGAUGCUGUCAUAUUGCCGGGAGGUCUAGAAGGAUCGGAUCGCCUGUCUAAAUCAGUGGUAGUCGGCAAUAUUCUGAAGGAACACGAACAGAAAGGAAAGAUUGUUGCUGCUAUUUGUGCUGCACCAACAGCAUUCGUAGCCCACGGCAUAGCUCAGAACAAGAAGAUCACAUCGUAUCCUACCACGAAAGACAAGAUACCAGCAGACUGCUAUACCUAUGUCGAAGGAGAGAGAGUCGUGGUUGAUGGAAACGUUGUGACUAGCAGGGGUCCCGGCACAGCAUAUUGGUUUGGACUGAAAUUGAUCGAGUUACUAACUGGCAAAGAUAAGGCUGACCAAGUGGAAAAGGGCAUGAUAAUCACCGGAUACUAAAAAUCUGCCAUAAUAAUUUAAGACUAAGAUUUUUGUCAUUUCUUUUAAACCUUAAGUAUAAAUUUUUAUUAUUUGAUUUAAAGAAUCUAUAAAUUAGAUAAUACAGUCCUACUCGAUUGUACCGACACGAGAAACGGUCGUCGCGCAUAUUGCAAACGAUUAAGGGCUCCGGUCGCAGCUCGAAAUUAGUCUAGCGUCCUCGAAAGUUACGUAAGUAAACUGUAUUAUCUGAUUCUAAUUGAUGGUUUUGUAUCCACAGCUUUUUGUUAUGUAUGCAUAGCAUAUUUAUUAUUAUAAUUUUUUUUUU
Spodoptera litura is the source of this 1049-nucleotide messenger RNA. RefSeq names its product DJ-1 beta (gene BmDJ-1beta). Lineage: Eukaryota; Metazoa; Arthropoda; Insecta; Lepidoptera; Noctuidae. Gene Ontology annotation, biological process: glycolate biosynthetic process; response to oxidative stress; glyoxal metabolic process. Gene Ontology annotation, cellular component: cytoplasm; nucleus; mitochondrion. The record is from RefSeq and is a predicted model, not a curated record.